CAUCAAGUAGUUAACGGUUUCGACUCUGGACCAGCAUUUUAUCAAUCUAAUCUAUUCCAAUCAAGGAUAGUACCUAGCCGAAAUUUGCAAAUAAUGGAAGCCAUUUUUACCAUCAAUGGAAAGAGCUUUACAGCCGAUCCCAAGACCGUACCCAUCGAUACAUCACUCAACACGUUCAUCCGCAACCAUGCUCACCUGAGCGGCACGAAGUUCAUGUGCUUGGAGGGAGGAUGCGGAGCUUGCAUUGUAAAUGUAAACGGAAUUCACCCGGUGACCAAGGAAAAGGCUUCGUGGGCUGUAAAUUCGUGCUUGUUCCCGGUAUUUUCCUGCCAUGGGCUAGACAUCGUAACCGUUGAAGGAAUCGGUGACAAACAAGAUGGCUACCAUGCAACGCAGAAAGUUCUGGCGCACUUCAAUGGUACGCAAUGCGGAUACUGCUCGCCGGGAAUGGUCAUGAACAUGUACAGCCUGUUGGAGUCGAAAAAAGGUCAGGUAUCGAUGGCCGAGGUCGAGAAUGCCUUCGGAGGCAACAUUUGCCGAUGCACCGGCUAUAGACCAAUUCUGGACGCCUUCAAGUCACUGGCAUAUGAUGCGGAACCUAGGUUGAAACAGGUUUGCAUGGACAUUGAAGAUUUGACCAAGAUUUGUCCCAAAACCGGAAGUGCUUGCGGCGGCAAAUGCUCUGCCGCUGGAAAGGUUAACGAAAAGAAGGGCGUUCAUAUGAGUUUCGCUGAAGACAAGGAAUGGCACAAGGUAUACAACAUUAGCGAUGUGUUCGCAAUUUUUGAAAAGAUCGGAACGAAGCCUUACAUGUUGGUUGCUGGCAACACAGCUCAUGGAGUCUACCGUAGAUGCGACAAACUACAGGUAUUCAUCGACGUCAGUUCCAUCGAGGAACUUCGUUCGCACUCACUUGGAAGCAAUUUGAUCGUCGGAGCUAACGUAUCGUUGACUGAACUGAUGAGUAUUCUGUCCAACGCAGCCAGCAAGAAUUCUAACUUUACGCACUUUACGGAACUUGUCAAGCAUAUCGACCUGAUUGCCAACGUUCCCGUGCGCAAUACCGGAACUAUUGCCGGAAAUCUAAGCAUCAAGAACCAGCACAAGGAGUUUCCAUCUGAUUUAUACCUGAUUCUGGAGGCUGUUGGGGCCACUUUGACGAUCAUGGAAUCCGGUGGCAAAACCAGCACCGUAGCUCCUUCAGAAUUCGUCAACUUCAACAUGCAUAAGAAGCUAGUUUUGAACGUCACCAUUCCACCUCUCGAUCCAAAGACCUACGUAUUCCGUUCCUUCAAGAUUAUGCCGAGAGCUCAGAAUGCUCACGCCUACGUCAACGGAGCUUUCCUCGUCAAGUUCAACGAGAGCAGAACCACCAUAAACUCUGCGUCCGUUUGUUUCGGUGGCAUCAACCCUAGUUUUACCCAUGCAACCGCAACCGAAAAAUACCUCGUUGGAAAGAACAUUUUUACCAACGAAACCAUCCAAACGGCUCUAAAAACCUUAUCGGCUGAACUCAAUCCGGAUUGGGUUCUACCGGACGCCUCUCCGGAAUACCGUAAAAACCUAGCCGUCUCCCUGUUCUACAAGUUCGUCUUAAACAUCGCUUCCGACGGAAAAGUAGCGCUCAAGUCUACAUUCAAAUCUGGCGGCACCGUCCUCAAUCGGCCGGUAUCCACUGCCUCACAGCGCUUCGACACCGUUAAGGAAAACUAUCCACUCACGAAGAACAUUCCCAAGAUCGAAGGCUUGGCUCAAACUUCCGGCGAGGCCAAGUACGCCAACGACUUUCCAGCCUUGCCGAAUGAACUGUACGCAGCGUACGUCUUGGCCACGGAAGCUCAAGCUAUCAUUGAGAAUAUCGAUGCUUCGGAAGCCCUGAAAAUCCCUGGCGUAGUUUCAUUUUUCUCCGCAAAGGACAUCCCUGGAGCCAAUAACUUCAUGUAUUUCCAAGAGUGGAUGGGCAAAGAAGUGGAACCCAUAUUCUGUGCGGAUAAAGUCGAAUACCACGGACAACCAAUCGGUAUGAUCGUCGCGGAUACCUUUGCCCUGGCAAACCGAGCUAUCAAAGCCGUCAAGGUCACCUAUGGAAAACGGCAAGUAGCCAGACUGUACCCAACGGCACAAGAUGUUCUACAAGCGAAGGCUACCGAUCGCAUCGAGGAAAUGAGCUACGGCACCCAUGGGGAAAACUUCGACAAGGCCUCCGGAGGAGAUGUGAAGGUCAAAGGACACUUCGAAAUUGGAGGUCAAUAUCACUACUACAUGGAAACACAAACGUGUGUCUGCAUUCCUAUCGAGGACGGUAUGGACGUAUACUCGUCUACCCAGUGGGUUGACUUAACUCAGAUGGCUAUCGCUAGAAUGUUGAAGAUUCCACAGAACAGCCUGAAUUUGUACGUUCGCAGACUUGGCGGAGCUUAUGGAGGCAAAGGAACUCGUGCCACCAUGGUCGCAUGCGCUUGUGCCUUGGCCGCACAUUUCACCAAGAGACCAGUUCGUUUUGUCAUGACCCUGGAAGCCAACAUGGAAGCUAUUGGCAAGCGCUAUCCGGUCAUUUCCGACUACGAUGUGGAUGUAGAUAAGAACGGAAAAAUUGUAAAGCUGUAUAACGAAUACGUACACGAUUUUGGAUCAACUUUCAACGAAUCCAUGGGGCAUGCCGGACAGUUUUUCAGUAAUUGCUACGACAAGAGCGUCUUCAAAACCGUAGCAAAAGGGGCCCGGACGGACUGCGCUAGCAAUACGUGGUGUCGUGCUCCUGGUACAACCGAAGGCAUUGCUAUGAUCGAAACGAUAAUGGAGCACAUUGCUUUUGCCACUGGUAAGGACCCACUGGAGGUUCGUAUGGCCAACAUGCCAGAGGACAUAAAGAUGCUUGAGCUGAUGCCUCAAUUCCGCGCAGAUGUUGAUUACGAUGCCCGUAGGAAGCACAUCGAUAAGUUUAACGAAGAAAAUCGCUGGCGCAAGCGUGGAAUCGCAAUCGUUCCGAUGAGAUAUCCCUUGGGUUACUUUGGACAGUUGAGCGCCAUCGUUUCUGUUUACCACGACGACGGAACAGUCUCCGUCUCACACGGUGGCAUAGAAAUGGGCCAAGGCAUGAAUACCAAGGUUGCUCAAGUCGUAGCUCACAUCCUGGGUAUUGCUUUGGAGAAAGUCAUAAUCAAACCUACGAAUAACCUCACUUCUCCAAAUGCUAUUUGCACUGGUGGUAGUAUGACCAGUGAAACUGUGGCUUACGCUGCGAAACGUGCUUGCGAAAUUAUCCUGGAACGCAUGAACCCGGUUCGUGAGGAGAACAAGGAGGAUUCAUGGGAAACUCUUGUGAUGAAAUGCCACAACAAAAGUGUCGAUCUCUGCGCAACCUACAUGUACAAGGCAUCGGACCUGGUUCCGUACAUUAUCUGGGGUCUGAGCUGCUCGGAAGUGGAGGUUGACAUCCUAACCGGAAAUGUCCAGCUGCUUCGGGUUGAUAUCGUUGAGGAUGUCGGCGAAAGCUUGAGUCCUGGAAUCGACGUUGGUCAAAUUGAAGGGUCAUUCAUCAUGGGACUGGGCUACUACCUAACCGAGGCUCUCGUUUUUGAUCCUGAAAACGGCGCUCUACUGACGAACCGAACUUGGACCUACAAACCUCCGGGUGCCAAGGAUAUUCCCGUGGAUUUCCGCAUCCGAUUCCUGCAAAACAGCUCCAAUGCGACCGGGGUGUUACGAUCGAAAGCGACCGGAGAACCGGCGAUGAAUAUGACGAUUUCGAUUAUUUUUGCUCUGCGAAACGCUCUAAUGGCUGCCCGUAAAGAUGCCGGCAUGCCGAGUGAGUGGGUUUCGCUCGGAGCACCAUCGACACCGGAUCAGAUCUACAAGCUAGCCGGCAACUCGGUGGAACAAUUCACGCUGAAUUAAGUUAACGCAUAAUUUUGUGAUGGGAUGGAAAUAGUUUUAUUUUGUAUUUUUGAAGCUUGUAGUGUUUAAUUCAAACUAUUGCAAUUAUCUAGAGUUAUUAAAAUAAAUGGGGUACAUCAUUUGCUGGUCUAGCAUCUUUUCUCGUACGUCUC
Molecule: messenger RNA, 4049 nt
Organism: Ochlerotatus camptorhynchus
Lineage: Eukaryota; Metazoa; Arthropoda; Insecta; Diptera; Culicidae
Product: aldehyde oxidase 1-like
Exons: 8
Coding region: 94-3897 (1267 amino acids)
Molecular function (GO): oxidoreductase activity; iron ion binding; FAD binding
Source: RefSeq, a predicted model, not a curated record